UCUGUCCAUAGGUUAGUUGAGAUUCCAUAUACUCCAAACUUCAAAAUUUACUCACAUACCUCAGAUAAGUAUUAAAUUCUCUAAAGACUUCUAAUCAAGUAUGGUUAUGUAUAUCCCUUUUAAUACGAAGUGUGGUCCAAAAGCAUUUAAUAUCAGAUAACUUAUAGCUAUAAUUUUGUAGGGAAUUAACUCGGAUUAUCCUUAUGCCGCAAAAUCGAACGGAAAACUUUUUUAUAUUUCGUGAUGUGUUCUAAUGCCAGUCACGUUAAACCAAAACAGAACACUGUUCAUACAGAUUGUCUCUUGCCCCGCAAUAUUACCUUACCAUAGUGUAUUUUGAUUGAAAUCAGUACUGCGCCUGAUAAAAAUAUGAAAACAUUGUCAAGAGCCCAUUGAGAGAUAAACCCAUAGUUUUGAAAUCGCAUCAAUAGCAAAAUCAAUAAAUUUAAUUAAUGAGCUCUUCAAAAGUCUAUAUAAUAAGGUGCAUAUUACACCUCAAUGAUUCAAUUAUUGUGGUGUUUAAUCAAGUACAACAGUUCCAAUUUGGAAAUGCAUUCGAAGUAUUUAUUUUUAUCGGUUUUAGCCUUUUGCCUUUUCGAGUCGAUAACAGCCAACAGACCUAGGACAUGCUACUCGUGCAAGGGAAUUAAUUGUAUGCGCACCUCACGGGAGACCACAAAACAGUGUUCAGAUCCUUUGGAUUAUUGUGUUACUAUUUUUGACAACUUCAAUGUCAUUCAGAAAGGGUGCUCCUAUGAGAUUCAAGAGAGUUUGCGCAGACGCUGUGAUAACAAUUCCGUCGAAUGCCACAAGUGCAACACAGAUCGAUGCAACACUUUAGGGCAAGCUGACUAUAUGUGUAUACAGUGUGAUUCCAGUCAGAACGCCAAGUGUGCCUCAGCACCAAUGGAGUUAAAACCUACCCGUUGUGGCUCUCCCACUGCUCCCAAUUCUUACUGCUUUGUACAGUACAAUGGAAAAGUUAUUCAGCGAGGUUGUUCAAGAUCAGUAGUCGAACAAGAGGCCUGCAAGGAAAACCCGGACUGUAUGCUUUGUCUGGCAGGUGACAUUCGAGUUUGUAACACUGCAAACUUUAAACCCGGAUCUUUGUCUUUGGAGAGAAUACAACUUUGAAAUACGGAAAGCAAUCUAAUAUCUUGACUUGCAAAUAAACUUGUAGAUUUUGGAAAAAAUUA
Messenger RNA from Stomoxys calcitrans (stable fly), 1196 nucleotides. RefSeq lists its product as uncharacterized. Bases 499 to 1134 code for a protein of 211 amino acids. The transcript is spliced from 3 exons. The record is from RefSeq and is a predicted model, not a curated record. Lineage: Eukaryota; Metazoa; Arthropoda; Insecta; Diptera; Muscidae.